UCACACACACACACAGAUAUACCGUUGGCCUAAUCAUCAUCUUCCUUCCCGGCACUGGCUAGCUACCUUGGGUUUUCACAAACACGUUUGAGAGGAUAAAGGGAAGAUGAGGAAACCUUUCUGUGAGAAGGUGGGUUUGAGCAGAGGAGCUUGGUCCAAACAAGAAGAUCAGAAACUCAUUGAUUACAUCAACAAAUAUGGCGAGGGUUCCUGGCGUACCCUCCCUCAAGCUGCUGGAUUACUUCGCUGCGGCAAAAGUUGUAGGCUGAGGUGGAUGAACUAUCUGAGGCCAGACAUCAAAAGAGGCAACUUUGCCGAAGAUGAAGAAGAUCUCAUCAUCAAGCUUCAUGCCCUUCUAGGCAACCGGUGGUCACUGAUAGCUGGAAGAUUACCAGGGAGGACAAAUAAUGAGGUGAAGAACUAUUGGAACUCUCAUCUGAGAAAAAAGCUCAUAAAUGAAGGAAUUGAUCCGAAGAAUCGUCGGUUAACUCGAAAUCCGCCAUUAAUGCCUGGAAGCUCAGCCUCAUCAUCAUAUAAUAAUAGUGCCAAGAAUAAUAAUGAUGAGCCAAUUACAACAAAACCUUAUUAUGUCUCUGAUAACAAAUCUGAUCGCGAUCAAGUCUCAGAUGCAGCAAGUGGUUUAGAGGAGGAAGAAUCAUCUUGCAUACCUGAUUUGAACCUCGACCUCACUAUGAGGAUUGGAAUUAUUUCUUCUUCUUCUUCUUUACCUCCCCCAGAUCCAAAGCCAGUUCCAGAAUAUUCUAGAACAUCAACUGAACUUCUUCUGUUUAGGUGAUCUUCAUUUUCUUCAGAGAAAGAGAGCUACAAAUCUUAGUGCACAAACUAUUCAUAGUUCAUUUUUGUUUCAAUCAUGUAAAAGUGGUGACCAUCAUAAAACUGAUAGUUCAUUUUCUUCAUCAUCAACAUUAAUUUCCUAUACUUAAAA
Neltuma alba is the source of this 946-nucleotide messenger RNA. RefSeq names its product transcription factor MYB3. The record is from RefSeq and is a predicted model, not a curated record. The coding region runs from base 107 to 796 and encodes 229 amino acids. Lineage: Eukaryota; Viridiplantae; Streptophyta; Magnoliopsida; Fabales; Fabaceae. The transcript has 3 exons.